Messenger RNA from Ilyonectria robusta, 1824 nucleotides. Its product is annotated as X-Pro dipeptidyl-peptidase C-terminal non-catalytic domain-containing protein. The record is from RefSeq and is a predicted model, not a curated record. The transcript is spliced from 2 exons. Bases 1 to 1824 code for a protein of 607 amino acids. Gene Ontology annotation, molecular function: dipeptidyl-peptidase activity. Lineage: Eukaryota; Fungi; Ascomycota; Sordariomycetes; Hypocreales; Nectriaceae.
AUGGCCGAAGUCAAAACCCCACCCAUCCGCGAUCUCCUCGAGGUAUUCGAAGACGAGGAAAACAACCUCACCUUCAUGAAGAACGUCUCCAUCCCCCUCAAGGCCUCCUCGCUGCCCAUCCGCGCAAACGUCUACCUCCCCAAGUCCGCAGACAAGAACGCCCGCUGGCCCGUCCUCGUCACCUACGGGCCCUAUGGCAAGGAUAUCCCCUACGCGACCUUCUACGCCGGCUCCUUCGACGAGGUCCCGGAGGACCACCGCUCCAAGUACUCGGCCUGGGAGACGCCUGAUCCCGUAUACUGGACCCGUGAGGGCUAUGCCAUCGUGCGUGCGGAUGAGCGCGGUCUCGGUCAGAGCCCCGGCCUGCUCGAUACCAUGAGCCGCGGCACCAGCGAGUGCUUCUUCGACGUUGUCGAGUGGGCCGCCGAGCAGCCCUGGUCCUCGGGCAAGGUCGGCUUGCUGGGCAUCUCAUACUACGCCGGCUCGCAGUGGCGCGUGGCCGCUCGCAAGCCCAAGGGCCUGGCCGCCAUCAUCCCCUGGGAGGGCAUGUCUGACUACUACCGCGACCGCUGCCGCCACGGUGGCAUCUUGUCUAACAACUUCAUCGGCUUCUGGUGGAACCGCCAAGUGCUCGUUAAUCAGUAUGGCAAGGGAGGCCGCUCCAAGCUGCAAUUCCCUCCAGACGGCCCCGGCGCUCGUGGCCAGGAGGACACUAUCGAGGGCGACCUGCCCGAGGAGGUACUUAUACGAAACCGCAAGGACCAGACGCUGGACAACGUCAACAACAAGUUCCGCGAUGAAGAUUACUACUCGAGCAAGGAGUACAACCUCGAGGACAUCGAGGUGCCCAUGCUGAGUGUCGCCAACUGGGGUGGCAUCUUGUUGCACCUCCGAGGAAACGUCGAGGGCUACACCCACGCCAGCUCCAAGUUCAAGUAUCUCCGAUUCAUCACCGGCCGACAUGACCUGCCGUUCUACUACCCCCAAGAAGUCGAGGUCCAGAAGAGCUUCUUCAACGCAUUUCUCAAGGACCAGGACGACUACGGCUGGAGCGUCCCCGGUAAGGUCGCCCCCGUCACCUUGACGCUGAGGAAGGGCAAUGUCGGCUUCAACGAUGCCGAAGCGGAGAAGGCGUACCAGAAGCGAGAAGAAGAGGCCUGGCCCAUCCCUCGCACUCAAUAUACCAAGUGGUACCUGACGCCCGACCAGGUCUUCACGCCCAGCCAACCUACUACCGUGUCCAAGGCUGUUUCUUAUCCGGCCCUGGGUAACCUGAAGGACCCUAAGUUGGUGCAAUUCACCAGCGCUCCCUUCGAGGAGGAGACCGAAGUGACUGGGCAUGUCACGGCCCACCUCAACGUUUCAGUGACGCCCGAUAACUCUGGCGAGACCGACAUUGACUUGUUUGUGACUCUCCGCCACAUCGACCCUGCUGGAAAGGAGGUCCUAUACACAGGAACAGCUGGUGACCCCAUUCCCUUGUGCAAGGGAUGGCUGCGGGUGAGCAACCGCAAGGUCUACGAAGACCACCCCAAGCAUCGCUCAUACCGCCCCCACCGAGAGUACCUUGCCGCCGAUGUGCAACCCGUCAAGGCGGGAGAGGUCUACGCCGUCGAUGUCGAGAUCUGGCCGACUAACGUCGUUGUUGAGAAGGGUGGAAAGCUGGUGUUUGAGGUGAGCAGUGGAGACACCCAGGGAAGCGGCAUCUUCCAACACAACUCGGACGUCGACAGACCGGCCUCCAAGUUCGCCGGAAUCAACAGCAUCCACUUUGGUGAGGGUCAGGAUAACUAUGUGACGCUUCCCAUAAUCCCGCCCAAAUAG